AUGGCUCUUUUUCAGUCAUUGCAGGAUUUGAACUCGGGGAAGAUGAUUGAUAAUGGAAACAGGACUUGGAAAGGAAAUGUUUUUGUGAAAAAGCACCAUAAAGGAAAGUACCAGUCCACAUCUCAACACUUCCAGGAAUCUGAACCUGGGAAUGAUCAAUUUCCUAACAUAAGAAAAGAUGAUCAUGUUGCCAUUAGAAAACUUAUCAGAUCUUGCACUAAACAUCCCAUGUCAAAUUUUAUAUCAUAUUCAAAUUUGUCUUCAUCUAUGUCUGUCUUCACUUCAAAAUUGUCUAGUGUAGAAAUUCCAAAAAGUGUACAUGUUAUUCUAGAAAUUCCAAAGUGGAGGGAAGCUGUACUUGAGGAGAUGAAAGCUCUUGAAAAGAACAAAACUUGGAGUGUUACAUCACUACCAGAUGGCAAGAAGACAGUUGGAUGCAAAUGGGUGUUUACUAUGAAGUAUAAUUCAGAUGGAUCAAUUGAAAGGUACAAGGCUCGCUUGGUGACUAAAGGCUUUACUCAGACCUAUGGUAUAAAUUACUCAAAGACAUUUGCUCCUGUUGCAAAAUUGAACACUGUCAGAAUUCUUUUGUCUCUUGCUGCUAACAUGGAUUGA
This is a messenger RNA of Lathyrus oleraceus (garden pea), 615 nucleotides long. RefSeq lists its product as uncharacterized. The coding region runs from base 1 to 615 and encodes 204 amino acids. The transcript is spliced from 4 exons. The record is from RefSeq and is a predicted model, not a curated record. NCBI's taxonomy places the organism in Eukaryota, Viridiplantae, Streptophyta, Magnoliopsida, Fabales, Fabaceae.